CCACCUACUCCAGUCUGAGUUCUGUUCUUUCUUUCUCCCCCUCACCCUGACUGAUUAUUGGUCCCCCCUUUGUGCUACCUCACUGGUAUCACCCAUGCCUGAGAGCCUUACCUGGUCAUCAUCAUCAGAAGGUAAAACCUGCAGAGCUCUGCUGCUAACCACAUUCUCACUGAAACACUUCCCCUUCAGUUCUUAGAAAAUACCACUAAGCUGCAAAGAGCAACCAACAAACCACUAAAAUAUCAUAAUUUUCCCUGUAUGGACAUAUUGCACCAGGUGCGUCAUGUCUCAAAUUCUGGUGGAUAUCUACAUGAAAUUAAAAAAGAGGAAAAGGUGAUCUGUUAAUUCAGCAGCUGAAAGAAGGAUAAACAAAGAUUCAGUCACUAUAAGGAAGUGACACAUACGCAAAACGGGAAGUGAACAGUGUAUCUCUCUUAAAGAAGUCAGAAACGUUGACAGUCGAGGGCGAGAGAACAAGAGAGAGAGACGGAGAGGCACGAUGGCUGAAUUCAGACGGAUUCAAAUAACUUUAUUUGUGAUUCUGCUGCUUCAGUUUACAGCAGUAGCUGGACAAAACCCCCUCUCCUUCACUGUCAGAGCUGGAGAUGAAGUCACUCUGCCUUGUGAAAAUAUGAUAAUUCAGGACCACUGUGACCAAACUACUUGGCUUUCUAGUCGUAAUGGGGGAACAGUAGAGCUGGUUAAUCUUGGACAGAUUAAAGAUGGGAUUCCCAAAGCUAAAUCAGACAGACUGAGUGUUAAAGAGAAAUGUUCUCUGGUUAUAAAGAAGGUCACAAAGGAGGAUGUUAGUCGUUACACCUGCAGACAGAUCAACAGAUAUGGACAACAACAAGGUCCAGAUGCUGUGGUUCAUCUGUCUGUUGUUACCAUGGAAGAACAGAAGAACACUGAUGAUACAGUCACCUUGAUCUGCUCUGUGUUGACUGAUGCUUGGUGUGAACACACAGUGAAGUGGCUGUAUGAGGGGAAUGAGAAUGUCGUGGAGAUAACACCUCAUUCCUGUUCAGCCAGUGUGACAUUUCCUCCUCAUCUUAAUCAGAAGUUACUGAAGUGUAACGUGACAGAUAAGAAGAAUGGCAACACGCUGCUAUGUAAUGUCGGCCCCCAGUCCUCUUGUAAGAAAACAGGAAGCACAACAGUGGGAACAGAUAACACAACAGAGAAUUACACUCCAACAGAUUGGUGGCUGUACAUCAUUGUGGCUGUGGGAGUAACAGCACUCUUAGCAGCAAUCAUCAUUGUGGUAGUCAUCAGACGGAAGAAAACUAAAAGUAACAAAACGCAGACGACUGAAAACAUUAGACUGAGUUUGAACCCUGCAGAGACUCAGUCUGCUCCAGAAACCAGUCAGGACAUGGCUGAUCCUGAAGGUGGAGUUUUCUACGCCUCCGUCAGCCACACCAAGAAGAGCAGCAGUAGAGCUCAGGCUCGGGGUAAAGAUGCUGAUGCUGAUGCUGAUGAUGAUGAUGAUGCAGUGACCUACAGCACCGUGAAAGCUCCUCCUCCUUCGGCUGCUGCUGCAGCCUCUGCUGAUGUCAGUGACCUCUACGCCACCAUCAACAAACCAAACCAAUAAGACAGCACGGUGUAGUUACAGCUCAUAGCAUUACAGGUAUUUGCACUGAUAGUUAAUAAAAAGACCAAGGGCCCUAUCUUGGACCCCGGGAAGCGCAGCGCAAAGCCCGACGCAAGUGUCUUUGCUAGUUUAAGAACGACGCAGUUAUCAAUUUCCCGUCCAGCGCCCACGUUGUUUAAAUAGCAAA
Molecule: messenger RNA, 1784 nt
Organism: Perca fluviatilis (European perch)
Lineage: Eukaryota; Metazoa; Chordata; Actinopteri; Perciformes; Percidae
Exons: 10
Coding region: 500-1597 (365 amino acids)
Biological process (GO): interleukin-15-mediated signaling pathway; T cell activation; positive regulation of ERK1 and ERK2 cascade
Cellular component (GO): external side of plasma membrane; membrane raft
Molecular function (GO): MHC class II protein binding; protein tyrosine kinase binding
Source: RefSeq, a predicted model, not a curated record